AUGACUGCCGCUCGUGCUGGCGUUCUCGUUGCUGGGACUUCGAGACCUCCACUACCAAAUGCUCCGAGAAACCAAGGCCCCACCCCCCUCCUUGCAUCCUCGUCUUCGGGUCAUGUGGAUAUGAAACAGCCUAACAAUGCAUCUAUAGCUCCUGUUCCUGAUCAGACGGGCUGGCGAAAGAACAUUAACAUGGAACAUAGGAACAGUAUCAUUAGGAGAAUUGUAAAGUAUAUCUUACCGCAACCAGACCCGGCAGUGUACCAGGAUCCCCGGAUGUCGAACUUGAUUGAAUAUGCAAGAAAGGUAGAAAAUACCAUGUACACUACAGCUGAAGACAUGGAUGAAUAUUUUCGCCUACUUUCUGAACGUUGUUUGAAAAUAUAUAAUGAACUGGAAGAAAUUCGGAAGCGUCGUCGAAAUGCUGCAUCGGCGGCUUCGGCUAAACCUACCUCAUCAGCGUCAACUGACCCAACUGGUAGCACAGGACAACAGACCAAUUCAUCAGUGCCCUCAUCUCAGCAGCGUUUUCCUCUUCAAACCUCAGCACCAUUGACAGUGCCUAGUCAUAGUUUUCCCCCUAAUAACAAUUCGGAUACAUCUUUAUCUACCAGUGACGUCUCUUGCUCUUCGUACACUGAUGCCAAUUUGGCGAAGUUUGAUCGUGCUCUCUCAGCACAUAACCGCCUUCCAAUCAAGCCCGAAAACGGUCCGAUCGUCCAUUCUGAGCAGAAUAAUAAUUACACGCCGACAGCCACUGGCUUGUCUGUCGGCGCGACAUCCUACAAGACGGAUGAUACCGAGAAGUCUCGUUGCGCUCCCGGGCUCCCUGGAGGUGCCACCGAUACGCCCACCAGACCAUUUCCUUACAAACACGAAAAGCCCGAAGAAAAAGUCAAAGCCGAAGACUCGCUUUCCUCUGACUCGCGCUCCACCUCCACUUACGAAGCUGUGCAUACUGCAUCUCCUGCUGUAAAAGUUGACAAGUCAAACUGGAAAGUUUGGUCCAGAGAAGAACUUCUACGGCACUUUUUGCCUUUGCUGGCGGAAAUCUAUAAUGAUCGAAACGCUGAGCCGUUUAGAGACCCUGUGGAUCCUGUCGCUCUGCACAUCCCGGAUUACCCUCAGGUUAUAAAACAGCCUAUGGAUUUAGCAACAAUACGGAACAACCUGGAAGACGGAAAAUACAAGGACCCAUGGGAAGUCCUUGAUAGUUUUCGGCUGAUGUUCAAUAACGCGUGGCUUUACAAUAAGAAGACCUCAAAAGUGUACAAAAUGUGCACAAAGUUGUCCGAACUAUUCGAAAGUCAGGCUGACCCCGUCAUGCAGGCGAUGGGCUUUUGCUGUGGGCAUGAGUAUUCUUACCAACAAAUUUUGUACUGCAGUUCGUCCAACGUUUGUACGAUAAAUCGUGAUGCUACCUACUAUGUCUAUGAAAACACACCAAUCAGAAAAGAAUUAUUCGAGCGCAAAAAGAACAACGUGACAAUUAAUGAAGCCAACGAGGUUUGUAAGGAAUGUGGCAGACGUUGGCAUAAAGUGUGCGGACUUCAUAUGGAUGAAAUAUGGCCGGGCGGAUUUAUUUGUCAGGGAUGCUUGCACACUCGUGGAAUAAAACGCAAGGAGAACAGGUUUACCGCGAAAAGGCUUCCAAGCAAUAAACUGAGCACUUUUCUCGAAAAACGUGUCAACGACUUUUUAAAGAAAAAAGAGGUCGGCACUGGUGAGGUCACUAUACGUGUCUUAGCAAGUUCCGACAAAACGGUGGAAGUUAAGCCAUUGAUGCGCAGUCGUUUUACGGAAAGUGGUGAACUUUCCGAGAACUUUCCCUAUCGUUUGAAGGCUAUCUUUGCUUUUCAAGAAAUCGAUGGACAAGAUGUUUGCUUUUUUGGAUUAUACAUCCAAGAAUAUGGAUCGGAGUCGCCGCAACCAAAUCGCAGGCGUGUUUAUGUGGCUUACUUGGACUCUGUGUUUUACUUUCGACCGAAGCAGUAUCGAACAGAUGUCUACCAUGAAAUCCUCGUAGGCUAUCUUCAUUAUGCAAAGCGAUGCGGUUUUGUAAUGGCGCACAUUUGGGCAUGCCCUCCAGGUGAAGGAGAUGAUUACAUCUUCCACAUGCAUCCAGUUGAGCAGAGAAUACCGAAAGCCAAACGUCUUCAGGACUGGUAUCGCCGAAUGUUACAAAAAGCCAUGAUCGAAGGCAUCGUUGUGGACUUCAAAGAUAUUUUGAAGGAUGCUAUCGACCACCAUCUGGUUUCGCCUACAGAAAUUCCUUACUUCGAAGGGGACUUUUGGCCCAACACCCUUGAAGAAAUACUUCAGGUAACACUUGAACCGGUUCUUUUAUUAUAA
This is a messenger RNA of Dibothriocephalus latus, 2349 nucleotides long. NCBI's taxonomy places the organism in Eukaryota, Metazoa, Platyhelminthes, Cestoda, Diphyllobothriidea, Diphyllobothriidae. The record is from the annotation of a GenBank genome assembly.